Molecule: messenger RNA, 2288 nt
Organism: Gorilla gorilla gorilla (western lowland gorilla)
Lineage: Eukaryota; Metazoa; Chordata; Mammalia; Primates; Hominidae
Gene: ZBTB32
Product: zinc finger and BTB domain containing 32
Exons: 6
Coding region: 431-2002 (523 amino acids)
Biological process (GO): regulation of transcription by RNA polymerase II
Cellular component (GO): nucleus
Molecular function (GO): DNA-binding transcription factor activity, RNA polymerase II-specific; protein binding; RNA polymerase II cis-regulatory region sequence-specific DNA binding
Source: RefSeq, a predicted model, not a curated record
GGCUGCCCAGCGUGCUCAGCUGGCCUGAGCGGGAGAAUGCGGCCCGCGCUGCAGCCAAUCAGCGUCCGCCUCAGGAUCCAGGGGUGACCACGUGCGGGAGCCUUGCGUCCCUGGCCUCGCUCCAUUCCCCACUUUUAACGGUAACUCGGCCUUAAGCCGUCCUGUGUGUACGUGAGGCUGAAAGGGAAGGAGGAACAGGGUCUGGGCCGCUGUGUGCUCUGCCGUCAUCUCUAAGAAACAACCAUACCACUGAAUGCUACUGUGUACUUACAAACCACACUCAUAUUCAUCACGUCAUUUCAUCUUCACCCCCACCUCCAAAUGAGGCUUGAAAUGAGAUGAGAUGUUCCUCCCUCCCCUUUCAACCAUGGACCUCACACUGUGGACUUCCUCUUAGAGCCUCUGAGUUAGGUACCCAAGCCAAGGCACAAUGUCUCUGCCCUCCAUAAGACUGCCCAGCCCCUAUGGCUCUGAUCGGCUGGUACAGCUAGCAGCCAGGCUCCGGCCAGCACUCUGUGAUACUCUGAUCACCGUAGGGAGCCAGGAGUUCCCCGCCCACAGCCUGGUGCUAGCAGGUGUCAGCCAGCAGCUGGGCCGCAGGGGCCAGUGGGCUCUGGGAGAAGGCAUCAGCCCUUCUACCUUUGCCCAGCUUCUGAACUUUGUGUAUGGGGAGAGUGUAGAGCUGCAGCCUGGGGAGCUAAGGCCCCUUCAGGAGGCGGCCAGGGCCUUGGGAGUGCAGUCCCUAGAAGAGGCAUGCUGGAGGGCUCGAGGGGACAGGGCUAAAAAGCCAGAUCCAGGCCUGAAGAAACAUCAGGAGGAGCCAGAGAAACCCUCAAGGAAUCCUGAGAGAGAACUGGGGGACCCUGGAGAGAAGCAGAAACCAGAGCAGGUUUCUAGAACUGGUGGGAGAGAACAGGAGAUGUUGCACAAGCACUCGCCACCAAGAGGCAGCCCCGAGAUGGCAGGAGCAACGCAGGAGGCUCAGCAGGAACAGACCAGGUCAAAGGAGAAACGCCUCCAAGCCCCUGUUGGCCAAAGGGGAGCAGAUGGGAAGCAUGGAGUGCUCAAGCGGUUGAGGGAAAAUCCAGGGGGCUCUGAGGAAAGUCUGCGCAAGCUCCCUGGCCCCCUUCCCCCAGCAGGCUCCCUGCAAACCAGCAUCACCCCUAGGCCCUCGUGGGCUGAGGCCCCUUGGUUGGUGGGGGGCCAGCCUGCCCUGUGGAGCAUCCUGCUGAUGCCGCCCAGAUAUGGCAUUCCCUUCUACCAUAGCACCCCCACCACUGGAGCCUGGCAGGAGGUCUGGCGGGAACAGAGGAUCCCACUGUCCCUAAAUGCCCCCAAAGGGCUCUGGAGCCAGAACCAGUUGGCCUCCUCCAGCCCCACCCCAGGUAAGCCCCUCGCUGUCCUGCAUACACCUGUAACAUGGUGUCUUCUCUGGGGUGGGGCUCGAGGAGUCCAGCCUGAGCAGGGCCCCUACCUCCCACUGUUCCCUCCAAGUUCCCUCCCCCAGGGCCCCGCACAGCUCAGCCCUGGGGAGAUGGAAGAGUCUGAUCAGGGGCACACAGGCGCACUUGCAACCUGUGCGGGUCAUGAGGACAAGGCAGGCUGCCCACCUCGCCCGCACCCUCCCCCGGCCCCUCCUGCUCGGUCUCGGCCCUAUGCGUGCUCUGUCUGUGGAAAGAGGUUUUCACUCAAGCAUCAGAUGGAGACGCACUACCGAGUCCACACAGGAGAGAAGCCCUUCUCCUGUAGCCUUUGUCCUCAGCGCUCCCGGGACUUCUCGGCCAUGACCAAGCACCUGCGGACACACGGGGCCGCUCCGUACCGCUGCUCCCUGUGCGGGGCCGGCUGUCCCAGCCUGGCCUCCAUGCAGGCGCACAUGCGCGGUCACUCGCCCAGCCAACUCCCGCCCGGAUGGACCAUCCGCUCCACCUUCCUCUACUCCUCCUCGAGGCCGUCUCGGCCCUCGACCUCUCCCUGUUGUCCUUCUUCCUCCACCACCUGACGGGGUGUCGGUAGCGUCUUAGCCAAGAGUCCAAUUAAAGAACGAAAAGCGGGCCGGCUCGGCUUCUGACCUGGCACCGCUGCUACGGCGGCCUAGCAAAUUCCGCCCCAGAAGUGCCCCAGGAAGGGCGCCGAGUGCCCUCUCCUGGACGAUCGCGGGUCGCAGAAGCCCAGGCCAGCGAGCCCUACAGAGUGAGGACACUGAAGUGUGCAGGAGCGAAGGUUAACAGUAGGGGAGAUUGUCGAUCUCAUCACCAUAAUAAAGAGUUUCCUGUGCCCUCCCUUCA